This is a messenger RNA of Penaeus vannamei (Pacific white shrimp), 1549 nucleotides long. The record is from RefSeq and is a predicted model, not a curated record. NCBI's taxonomy places the organism in Eukaryota, Metazoa, Arthropoda, Malacostraca, Decapoda, Penaeidae.
CGUCGACGUGCACUUCCUGAACCCCGACAGCGGGUUCUUCCUGCGGCCGGAGGACACCCUGGGCGCGCCCCUGACCGCGGGCGUGGGCGGCGGCGACGGCGGCGUGCUGGACGUGAAGCGGUUCACGGUGCUGGACCCGACGCGGCCCACGCUGAUCCGCGCCAAGUACGGCCCCUUCAGCACCAAGCAGACCGUGCCGGCGCGGUACGUGCUGCCGGAGUUCCAGGACGAGGAGGAGGCCAACGCCACGGAGGCCGACCUGCUGGGCCGCCACCUGCCGCCCGUGCCGCACCAGCUGGAGGUGUCCGCCCACCUGGUCAACACGGAGGUCACGCGCGCGCACCCCGCCCUCAGGGUGCUCGUGCACGGCGCCGGCGCGCGCGGGCACCACUCGCCGCACGUGUGCGUGACCGUGAUCGCCCGCCGCAGGAAUGACGCCCUCUCCGCCUCGUGCACGCCCACGGGCGCCAAGGAGACGGGCGGCGACGCCACGUGCCUGGUGACGAUGGCCGUGCCGGCGCGCUGGUGGCCGCCGCACACGCGCGCCACCUUCAAGCUGCCGCGCGUGGCCGUGCAGGUGUCGUACCUGGUGGGCACGGCGGCCGGGCCCAAGGAGUGCGCCGUGCGCGACGCGGGCGGCCCCAACCAGGGCGGCCCCAGGGUCACGGUGCAGCCCGAGACGCCCGUGGGCGAGGUCGUCCUCACGCUGGACCCGCACGGCUACGAGGAGCUCUCGUCCGACCCCUCCCUCCGUGCACGUGCGCUCGUGCCGCGCGCCCCGCUUGCACCCCGCCACCACCUCCACGCGCCGCUCUACCUGCACCGCCCGGGAACCUGCCGGCGCUCGUGCUCGUGCUCAGCCCCUCCGCGGCCCGGCUGCUCCCGCGCCAUGGCCCGCUAUCCUUCGCACGGGGACCUGGCGUCCUACUGCCAGCUGGGUCUGUUCGCGGCGCUGUUCGUGGCCACCAUCGCCGCCCUCCUUCCCGCCGCCGGCUUCGACCACGAGUCCCUGGCGAUCCUCUCCUCGGACGUCCUGCCGCUGGACGGGCGCCUCGGAUGGAACGACGAGAUCCGGCCGCUGGACCUGCAGCCCCGCCAGGCGCUGAAGGACUUCAUUCGGGUCCCACCAGUCCGCUUUCCUGGCUCGCAAGCUGUCUUUUCUCGGCGAGGAGGCGGCCGUGUGGUGGUCGGCACGCCCCGCCUGCGCCAGUGUGCGGGCGGCGAGCGACGACUUUGUGAACAUCUACGGGACGCCCGUGCGAGUGGGCGGGCGAGGCCGAGAGCCCCGGUAAAGGGCGCCGCCAACUUCACGGCCACCCAGGACGGCAGGGGCCCGCGUGGCCCGGUCCCCAACCGCGGCUACUUCCUCGACCUCUUCUCGCCGGCCAUCGCCAACAACGCGUCCUGCAAGGGCAGCGCGAAGGACUGCUACUCGGAGCACCUGACGGCUGUUCUGGCGGAGCUGGAGCAAGGCGAGUGGGUCGACAGCCUGACGAGGACGGUCAGCCUGUCCUUCACCCUGUACGACAAGGAGAACGAGAUCUUCUAG